CAAACCGGGAGUAUACUAUGUAUCUGACCACAGUCAUCACUGGCACAGAGAUUCAGGUGAUCGAGACGUGAAAAUCAAAGCAUCAAAAAACACGCGAUAAGAGGCCAUAUGUGCAACACUGGAUGUUUCGGCCGAGGACGCGCACAGGCGCUAUCGCGAACGUGUGUCGAAGUUUACAACAUGGGACGAAACAAUAAAAGCAUCGUGGACUCCGGACAGGGUAUCUCGAAGAGAAUGCAUUCUAAACAUAUUCUCAUGCUUGAUAGAGGACGACCGUGAUCGCCAUGGCACAAAUAACCGAAUCGCAGCCUUUUCUUUACUCCGACGAUCCCACAGUAACCGAGUCCAAGGAUACCUUGGGCCAGCCCUUCCGCCGCGCUGGUAGGCGACAUAUUAUCCUCACUAGUUUUGGAGUUGCCGUUGGCACCUCACUUCUCUGGGUCAUCGUGCUGCUGCUCUGUCGUACCAAACCCACGCCUACUGACUCGCCCAGCUCGAAUCACACCGCCCCAUCUCGGUACAACAUAACCACCGGCGCACACCUCCUGAGCUGCGGGAAAACAGCCCGGGAAGCGCGGUCUCAGGGCUGCAGAUACGACAUCCUGCUCAACAACUGGGUGCCGGCACCUUGCUACGACCAGGAGUGGAUCGACGAGUACACGGAGGACCUGUCAUGGGGCGCGUAUGCAGACAUCAGUAUGACGGUCAAGCUCAGCGUCGAGGAGAUGUCCGAGCGCGACUUUUACUACACAUCCAUCCGGGAUCACAUCAACCACUGCGCCAUCAUGUGGAAAAAGCAAUUUUGGGUCCUGUACGAGAAACGUAAUGCGUUCGAUACGGUCAUCGCCAACCCAGGGCAUACGGAGCACUGUGCGCAGUACUUGAUGGACGUGGGGGACGCCAACUAUACGGAGCCAACGAAGACGCAUAUGGGAUUUGCCGGAUGCUGGGUUCGUGAAUAAUUUGCCAUGAGCAGCGGCACAAAUCAGCGUAAUAGGGGGAAAAUACAGGACAAAGAUGAUAAUGCAGUUUGGGAUAUUGGGGAUGCUUGCUUUUAAUGUGGUCAUUCGACAAGCUUCGUGUUAGCUGGUAUCUAUCAUAACGGUAAUCGUUUUAAGAGUUAGCCCA
Molecule: messenger RNA, 1128 nt
Organism: Truncatella angustata
Lineage: Eukaryota; Fungi; Ascomycota; Sordariomycetes; Amphisphaeriales; Sporocadaceae
Exons: 1
Coding region: 285-962 (225 amino acids)
Source: RefSeq, a predicted model, not a curated record